Molecule: messenger RNA, 2468 nt
Organism: Boleophthalmus pectinirostris (great blue-spotted mudskipper)
Lineage: Eukaryota; Metazoa; Chordata; Actinopteri; Gobiiformes; Gobiidae
Product: protocadherin alpha-5-like
Exons: 1
Coding region: 84-2468 (794 amino acids)
Biological process (GO): homophilic cell-cell adhesion
Cellular component (GO): plasma membrane
Molecular function (GO): calcium ion binding
Source: RefSeq, a predicted model, not a curated record
AGAUGAGGAACCAAAUGGACAUAUGUUUUCUGAAAGAAAAGAUACUCGACUCACAUUUUGGAUUAUAACUUGAUUUUCCCACAAUGGCGGAUCUAGAACAAUGGUCUUAUGUAUGGACGCUCUGCUUCACUCUGCUUUGUCUAUGGAGCGGUUCUGCUGCACAAAUAUCUUAUUCUGUUUCAGAGGAAGUGGAGAAAGGGACCACGGUUGGAAAUAUAACUAAGGAUUUAAAAUUGAGUUUACAGCAGCUAGAAAUAACUGGACUUCGCAUCACCUCUGCUGGUGAUAAGGAUUAUUUUGAUAUAAACAGGAAAAGUGGAAUGCUUUUUGUCAACGAAAGAAUAGACCGAGAAGAGCUUUGUCCCACUGCGGUAAAGUGCGUGUUGAAUGUAGAGGCUAUUGUAAAUAAUCCACAUGGUUUACACAGAAUUGAGGUACUUAUUCUUGAUAUAAAUGACAAUGUUCCCAAAUUCAAGCAAGAAAUAUAUACAUUAGACAUGUCAGAGUUGUCAUAUGUGGGCGAAAAACAUCCUUUACCAGUGGCACAUGACGCAGAUGAAGGCAGUAAUUCAGUAAAGACAUAUAAAUUAAGCCCCAACGAGUAUUUCUCGUUGGAUGUGCAGGAUGCUGAUGACAACAGUGUUACUGCUGAGCUUGUGUUGCAGAAACCACUGGAUCGAGAAAAACAGUCUGUAAUUGACCUCACUUUGUCGGCUAUAGAUGGGGCAAAACCAGCUAAAACAGGAACAGUAAGGCUCAAGGUUAAUGUGUUAGAUGUGAAUGAUAAUUCGCCUGUAUUUAGUAAAAACCUUUACAAAACCCAGGUUGUUGAAAACGCAGUUAUGGGCACAGCCUUGAUAACACUGACCGCUACGGAUUUAGAUGAAGGCGUUAAUGCUCAACUUGUGUACUCGUUUGCAGAAAAUGAGAGAUUUAAUCCCAAUGAUAAGUUCACUAUAAACACAAAUACAGGUGAGAUUGCAGUAAAAGGUGAUAUUGAUUAUGAGGAAAACCAAGCGUAUGAGAUACGUGUUCAGGUUCGAGACAAAGGCGUGCCUCCGCGUCUUGCCCAUGGGAAAGUUUUAGUGGAGGUUAUAGAUGUAAAUGACAAUGCUCCAGAAAUUUCGGUGACUUCAGUGAUGAGUCCUGUGAAGGAAGAUGCUGAAAUAGGCACGGCUGUCGCCAUGAUAACUAUUACUGACAAAGAUGGAGGAAAAAACGGGCUGACCGAUUGUAAAAUAGUCGGAACUGCUCCAUUUAAGUUGAACCGUAACUAUAAAAACUAUUAUUCCUUGUUAGUCGAUGGUCCUCUGGAUAGAGAGGCUGUGUCUGAGUAUAACAUAACAAUUACAGCCGCAGACGAAGGGACGCCAUCACUGUCCAGUGUCAGUGUGAUUCAAGUGAAAGUUGCAGAUGUUAAUGACAACCCGCCACGCUUUCAGGAACCUGUGAUCAAUAUUUAUGUGAAAGAGAACAGUCAGAUAGGCUCUCUCAUUUACACGCUCACAUCGUCAGAUUUGGACUCAACUGAGAACGCUAAAAUAUCUUACAGUUUAAUUUAUAGGGAGAAAAAAAAUAUUCCCGCCUCAUCACUUGUUAAUAUAAACUCAGACACCGGGGAGAUAGUGAGUCUUCAGACUUUUAACUUUGAGGAGCUCAAAACGUUUCAGUUUAAGGUCCAGGCCACAGACUCUGGUGUCCCUCCGCUCAGCAGCAACGUGACUGUGAACGUUUUUAUUCUGGAUGAAAAUGACAAUAGCCCCUCGAUCCUGGCGCCCUAUUCUGAGCACGGCUCCGUUAACAGUGAGAGCAUCCCCUAUUCCGCUGAAGCGGGCUACUUUGUGGCAAAGAUCAGGGCUGUAGACGCAGACUCUGGGUACAACGCGCUGCUUUCUUAUCACCUGUCUGAGCCCAAAGGGAACAACCUGUUCCGGAUCGGGACCAGCAGCGGAGAGAUCCGCACCAAGAGGAGGAUGAGUGACAAUGACCUGAAAAGUCACCCCUUGGUGGUGCUGGUGUGUGAUAACGGAGAGCCCUCCCUGUCCGCCACUGUGUCUAUUGAUGUAGUGGUGGUGGAGAGCACAGCGGACAUUCAGACUCAGUUCAGACAUGUGCCCAUAAAGGAGGAGAGCUUCUCGGAUUUAAACCUGUACCUGCUCAUCGCCAUUGUGGCGGUGUCAGUCAUCUUUCUGCUCAGUCUCAUCACGUUAAUAGCAGUCAGAUGUCACAGGACAGAGAGCUCUUUCAACAGGUACAGCGCCCCCAUGAUCACCACCCACCCUGACGGGAGCUGGUCCUACUCCAAAUCCACUCAGCAGUAUGACGUGUGCUUCAGCUCAGACACACUCAAGAGCGACGUAGUCGUUUUCCCCGCACCGUUUCCUCCUGUAGAUGCAGAACUGAUCAGUAUUAACGGAGGAGACACUUUCACCAGGACACAGACUUUACCUAAUACAGACAAGGUAUGA